Molecule: messenger RNA, 1780 nt
Organism: Aspergillus ruber CBS 135680
Lineage: Eukaryota; Fungi; Ascomycota; Eurotiomycetes; Eurotiales; Aspergillaceae
Product: cytochrome P450
Exons: 2
Coding region: 58-1710 (550 amino acids)
Molecular function (GO): iron ion binding; monooxygenase activity; oxidoreductase activity, acting on paired donors, with incorporation or reduction of molecular oxygen
Source: RefSeq, a predicted model, not a curated record
CUACAACAUGUGGUUGAUUUCAGAGUCAAUAAGUGACAGGGAAAGUGAUAAGCCAUCAUGCAGCGUCAAUUCUACCUCGUGGGUGACGACAUUGCCACGGCAAAGACACUCGAGAUAGACUCGCGAUGGAAACUUGAAGACUUGCAACGAGCAGUCGGAGGUGUUUUUCAUGUUGCACAGCCAACAGGUAUCUCCUUCAACAACGCGCAGAAUGAAACUCUCACAUCGGUACAAGACGUCCUCGCAGCCCCAGCCCCAGUCGGCCUCCGCAUAGACGGCAACGCCGUACAAUCGCCUCAAGGACCACCGGGCCUUCCCCUCGUGGGCAGCUACUAUGAGAUCUACCCCGAUCACCUGGGUAACCAUUAUCGGUUAUUCCGCAAGUACGGACCUGUCAUCAAGACCACCAACAUGGGCAAGACAAUUUAUCUCACCGAUGACCCAAAAGUUACCGCUGUCGCCUUUGCAGAGUCCGCAUAUAUGACCAAGAAGAUCAAUGAGAACCACCCGCUUUGGGGCGUUAAGGAUAAUACGGCUAUCUUUAUUGGAGACACUGAGACAGAGAACUGGCGCUUGGCGCAUAAGUUCUUGCCUCCAGCUAUGGGCCCCAAGGCUGUGCGACACUAUACCUCGCUCAUGCAGAAUUGCGCGCGAAAGUCGUUACCAGUCUUCGACGAGCUGGACUCCCGCGGGGAAUCUUGGAACGUGUACCAGUAUAUGGUGAAGCUGGCUUCGCAGACGAUCAGUUCCUUCUCAUUAGGUACUGAUUUCGGCCACUUCGACACGGUCGAUGCACCUUUACACCCCAUUGUCACCAACAUUGCCAGCCUACUCUCCCUGAAUAAGAAGAUCACUUCUCGUGGAGAGUGGUACCGUCAUUUGCCCUGGGGAGACCCCGCACGCCUGCGCCAGGUCCAGCAUACGAUCUACUCGCUUUUGCAAGAAGCCAUCGAUGAGGUUGGCGCCACGUCUACGACCAAGGACGCUCCUAUGAACGAAGCUGCACUGUCCGCGUCUUGCGUGGUCGACUACCUGCACCACGCCCUUGACGAAAAGGGCGAACGUCUCCCGGAAGGUUUGAUUCUGGCAAAUAUGCUCAUCGUAACCGGUGCCGGAUUCACCACGACAUCUGCCCUAAUGUCAUGGCUGAUUUACUGUCUUGCCACGUACGAGGAUACACAGGAGCGUUUAUAUCAAGAACUGGUUGAGUUUGGUAUCGUCGGACCAAACGGCGAGCGCAACCAAACGACCUGGACACCCGACCUUGCUCAUAGCAUGCCAUACCUAGACAAGUUUGUCAAGGAGACGCAACGAUUGCACAACGCCUCAUUCCAGCCCGGCCGCACGACAAAAACACAGGUUAUCCUCCCCGGUGGUUACCGAUUACCACCAGACAGUGUGAUCGUCCCGGCAUUGUAUGCUAUUCACACGAAUCCCAAGGUCUGGCGGGAUCCGCUCCGCUUUGAUCCUGAUCGAUGGGAUACGCAGGAGAUGAAAGAUCGACAUCGCUGCGCGUAUGUCCCGUUUGCCACGGGACCGAGGGGCUGUAUCGGGUUCAACUUUGCGUUGCUGGAGGUUAAGGUUUUGUUGUCUGAAUUGGUGAGCAGAUAUGAGUUUGUUCGGGAGGGUUUGGAUGCGAUCGAUUAUGAUCCUGAGUUUCAGUUGAUCCGGCCUUUAAACUUCUAUGUUCGAGCGAAACGUCGCGUGUAAUGAUCAACCAUAUAAAUAGAAUAGACAUAGACCGAAAGAUGCAAAUAACUAAAGAUAAGGGAAAUUAUAC